Messenger RNA from Miscanthus lutarioriparius, 885 nucleotides. NCBI's taxonomy places the organism in Eukaryota, Viridiplantae, Streptophyta, Magnoliopsida, Poales, Poaceae. The record is from the annotation of a GenBank genome assembly.
AUGCUUCGGCUGGCGACGGCGGCCGUCUCCGCCGCCCACGGCAGCGGCAAAAUGAAAGCGAGCGCAGCAGGAGACGGCGAGGAGAAGGCGAGCUCGGCCUCAAGUCCAUUGCAAGUAAAAUAUGCCAAUGGGGAGUUGGAAAGAUUGGAGCACAAGCUCUUUGUUGGGAUGCUCCCAAAAAAUGUAACAGAUGCUGAAAUGACGGAUUUAUUUUCAAAAUAUGGGAAUAUCAAGGAUUUGCAGAUUUUGAGAGGUUCUCAACAAACGAGCAAACCUGGCUGUGCCUUUCUAAAAUAUGAAACAAAAGAGCAAGCUGUGGCUGCUAUAGAAGCUCUAAAUGGAACGUACAAAAUAGAGGGUUCAAGUGUUCCUUUGGUUGUCAAAUGGGCUGACACUGAAAAGGAAAGGCAGGCUCGAAAAGCACAAAAAGCUCAAUUCCAGUCUUCUAACAUGUUGAAUGCGAAUGCUAUGCAGCAGAAUUCAGUGUUCGGAGCUUUACAGAUGGGAUAUGUGCCGCAGUACAAUGGAUUUGGCUACCAGCCUCAAGGAACGUACAGGCUUAUGCAAUACCCUCCUCAUCUCCUGUGCAAAAUCAAGCUGCCUUCCAGAAUAUGGUUCAGCCUGUUAAUCAAGGAAGCUCGAUCCGUGGAGCUAAUUCUGAACUUUCCCCUAAUUCAGUUCCUAGAUCAUUUAAUUCUGCACAGUUGGGAAGCCCCUAUUCGCCUUUGCCUGGUCCUCCUGGAGCUAAUUUGUUCAUAUAUCACAUUCCGCAAGAAUUUGGUGACCAUGAUCCUCGCAAAUGCAUUUCAUAGUUUUGGUAGAGUACUGAGCGCUAAAGUUUUUGUAGACAAGGCAACUGGUGUUCGUAAAUGCUUUGGUAAUUGA